CCUUGAGUUCAGAUUAUUUCUGUCUGUUUCCACAGUCAAGAAUUAACUUGUGCACUCUCCACAUCACAAGUUUGAUCCCACCUAAAAUGAACUUCAGUACUUCAUAGCAUCACACCAUGGAUGUUGUUAACCUUGCCAGAUUUUACUUUUUGCCCAACGUCUUUGUCACACACAGUUAUGCGGAAGUCUUAUACCAGAUCGCAACACCAGUCUCUGCCAGUUGGCAUCGAAGUCCAACUCCAAACACGAGGAGGAUGACACCUUCUGUCAUCUUCUCUGCUCUUUCUGUUUGAUGUGUUAAACAGUUCAGUGAUUCUGAGAGCUUUAUGGCACCUUCAUGAUGACCAUUAUGAGGUUAGACAGCUUUUCAGUCAGGGCUAAAAAUCUGGCUAAUCACAAAAUAUUAGGUUUUCACUUUCAGCGUAUAUCACAGUGACAAAGACAGCAGAACAGUCAGGACUGAAGUGCUGCUGCAUGUGACAGUAGUUAACCGCACACUGCUAACACUGCAGCCUCAGUGGGUUUGCAUUACAUUGGAUUUUAUGUCCAGGUUCACCUUUUAUUAAUGUUUCGGUAACCUUUCUUUAAAUGUGUUUAGAUGGUUUUGGUGGUAAGUGACAUUAUAAUGAGGGGUGUUGCCUUUGUUCAUCGACGCCUCUGCAAAGAAACUUGAGAUGUGCGACUGUUCCGUUAGUAGCAUUAGGUGGAUUACAUUAAUCCCUAUAUAGAAAUGCGUUAUCCGACAUUUUAAAGCUUAAUCCCAAGUAUGUUUUAUGAAAUUCCCUUUGCAUGGCCUAUUGUUUGUCUAACCAUCACCUUGACUUCCUUGUAAAGCACGUGUGUGUCAGCAUAUGAUGCGCUUUACAGGUCACGUGGCUGCAGUCUCUGCAGUGCCGGUUUAUCAGCACUGGGUUUCCCCACGGACCCGCCAGUGUUUAGGCGGUCUCUGCUAACGACGCCAGCCUCGACCUCCCCCUCUCCUCUCCCCGUUAACGCCGCUCAGCAAGGUUAAAGAUGGCUCGGACAGCUUUGGUCGUCGUCCUGAUUUCAGUCGUGCUGUCCGGUGUGUGCGCCGGAGUGUUUUUUAACCAGAAGCAGCCGUGCUACGUCCGCACACCGAGGAGAAACGACUUCGGAGUUAAGACCGCUCCUCAACCUCACGAGUAUUUAAACAUUUCUGAUCUGCCAAAAUCAUGGGACUGGAGGAACAUAAAUGGCACCAACUAUGUGAGCACGACCCGCAACCAGCACAUUCCCCAGUACUGUGGCUCCUGCUGGGCCCAUGGCAGCACCAGCGCCAUGGCAGAUCGCAUCAACAUCAAGCGAAAAGGAGCGUGGCCAUCUGCCUAUCUGUCUGUCCAGCAUGUGAUCGACUGUGGUGAUGCCGGCAGUUGCCAUGGAGGGGAUCACACCGGAGUUUGGGAGUACGCUAACAAACACGGGAUCCCAGAUGAGACCUGCAACAACUACCAGGCUAAAGACCAGAAGUGCAAACCCUUCAACGAAUGCGGCACCUGCACCACCUUCGGUGUGUGCAAUAUUAUAAAGAACUACACCCUGUGGAAAGUGGGAGAUUUUGGAGACGUCAGCGGCAGGGAGAAGAUGAUGGCAGAGAUCUACGCCAGAGGACCGAUUAGCUGUGGGAUUAUGGCCACGGACAAGCUGGAUGCCUACACCGGAGGUCUCUACUCUGAAUAUCAGGAGUAUCCUUCCAUCAACCACAUCGUGUCAGUGGCAGGAUGGGGAGUGGAAAACAACGUUGAAUACUGGAUUGUACGCAACUCCUGGGGAGAGCCAUGGGGUGAGAAGGGCUGGCUCAGGAUCGUGACCAGCGCCUACAAGGGAGGAAGUGGAAGCCAAUACAACCUGGCGUUGGAGGAGGACUGCAUGUACGGAGACCCAAUUGUCCCCAAGGCCUACCUGUAGAGACCAGCACCCGCAGUGUCAGAGGUCGUCAUUGCACACUCGUUUUCACUCGUCUUCCUGUCUCGGGCAGAGGAAAACUUUUUAUAUGCAAAAUGUUGAAAAGGGAAUAAGAAUUUUUCUUUAGAGAUCUUUGCAAUUAUUUUUUACACUUGUAGUGCGGAUUCACAAUUCAGUGCCAAGGUCUUCCAGCUGGAUAUCAGACCUACUUGAAUUGAUGUAGAUUUUCUAGUUUUUAACCACAGUUAGGUCUGCAGGCUGUCUAACUGUCUGAAAUGUAUAAAUUGAGUGGGAGGAGUGAAACGCAUCAGUACAACUAAUUUCUGUGCUAUAGCAAAAUUCGAGCACUGCAUGCUGAAUAGCCAUUAUAGACACUAAAAAGAGGGCAGACAGCUUUUCAUAGUUUUGAUUCUUCAAUGCAUACGGACUCAGCCAAAGAACAGGGUUUAUAAUUUGUCCUGCACUGCUCCGACACUGAAUGUUUUCAGUGUGUGGUUGUAUUGUAUUGACAAUAUUGCGUUACACCCUGAAAGGAUUUGUACAUACAAACUGAAAAGAAUCAACUCUAAGUGUGCCUUGCAUAUACUUGCAGUCAAGUAUAGAUUUAUGUAAUUUGUUUGUUUUCACACUGAACAAUCUACAAAUCAGAAAUUCUGCAAGAAUUGCUACCUUUGUUUUAAACUUUGCCAAUAAACACAACACUUAAAGUGA
Messenger RNA from Siniperca chuatsi (mandarin fish), 2634 nucleotides. It is a transcript of the gene ctsz, whose product is annotated as cathepsin Z. Gene Ontology annotation, molecular function: cysteine-type endopeptidase activity. Gene Ontology annotation, cellular component: lysosome. The transcript has 6 exons. The coding region runs from base 1015 to 1926 and encodes 303 amino acids. Lineage: Eukaryota; Metazoa; Chordata; Actinopteri; Centrarchiformes; Sinipercidae. The record is from RefSeq and is a predicted model, not a curated record.